AUGCGUCCUCAUCAUGCUCUCGUGUCUUCUCUCUUCGCGGCGGUGCCGGCGGCAUCAUUGAGCACCUCAAAUGCAAGCCCAGAGGCACAUCCAUUACUGCAUACAUCAUUUCCUGCAAUAGAAUAUAUUUCUGUGCAGAAUGCAAAUUAUAUCUUCAAUGCAAUCCAUUCCUCCAUGCGCCAAUGGGGUUCAUCCCUCUACCACAACGGCAUGUCCUUCUUCUUAGCCUCCGUGCCAAAAGGCACACAGCUGUACCAUGGCACCCAUCUACCAGAUCCCGUUAACGGUACUGAGUGGUUGGCAUUCGAGCCAGAGCAUGCCCUGCUAUUCGCAAGGCCUUGGGGGCCAUAUCCCUGGAAGCCCGGAGAUCAUGGUCGAGGACCGAAUGAUGAGCGGCCGCAGAAGCCUUUGGUACCUUUCUUUUACAAUGAGAGGCACCAGCGAGAAUCCCUUGAUGACCACGGUUCGGGUUGGCUCCAUACUUACAGCGCCGCUAAGGAUUUACGACUGGUAUACAUUGACGGAAUGUCUGCGGGGAAAACGCCAAACGGGACUCUAGACUCUCAGGAACGGAUUCUAUUGAACAACACCCAAUGGAAACAUCCCGGUUUCAACGAAAUGGAUCGCGCGAGGGCUAUCUGUCGCAUCGCCCGCGAGGACUGGGAGGACCGGAUUGAUGGUGUGAUCCGCAAUGGAGGCCGGGUUUGA
Messenger RNA from Monascus purpureus, 708 nucleotides. The record is from the annotation of a GenBank genome assembly. NCBI's taxonomy places the organism in Eukaryota, Fungi, Ascomycota, Eurotiomycetes, Eurotiales, Aspergillaceae.